Eublepharis macularius is the source of this 6012-nucleotide messenger RNA. RefSeq names its product zinc finger protein 397-like. The record is from RefSeq and is a predicted model, not a curated record. Gene Ontology annotation, molecular function: DNA-binding transcription factor activity, RNA polymerase II-specific; RNA polymerase II cis-regulatory region sequence-specific DNA binding. NCBI's taxonomy places the organism in Eukaryota, Metazoa, Chordata, Lepidosauria, Squamata, Eublepharidae. The coding region runs from base 166 to 2451 and encodes 761 amino acids. Gene Ontology annotation, biological process: regulation of transcription by RNA polymerase II. The transcript is spliced from 6 exons. Gene Ontology annotation, cellular component: transcription regulator complex; PcG protein complex.
CCCCCGUGGGAAAGUGGCCUUUGUUUUUCCCACGCGUGAAGCUGCAGCAGCUCCUCCUCCCUGCCGGGACUUAGGAGUCUGGCCUGUUUUUCCUGUUGUGGCCUUCAGAAAGGACUUUGCAGGGGAACAAGGAGAUCCUUUGGCCUUCUUGGCUCUUAGGCCCAGAUGGGAAAGCAAGACUCGGAAGGGCUUGAAGGAAGAAGAAGCCCUGAGGCCAUCCAGGCUGGGAGCAGAGGAGAAUUCUGGGAAAGGUCUGUGCCCCAAAUCCUGACUGAAGACACCAGCCGAUGGGAUGUGCAGUGCCAGCGUUUCUGGCAGUUCCGCUACCAGGAGGCCGAGGAGCCCCGGGAAGUUUGCAACCAGCUCCACCAUUUUUGCUGCCAGUGGCUGAAGCCGGAAACGCACAGUGAGAAUGAGAUGUUGGACUUAGUGAUCCUGGAUCAGUUCUUGGCCAUCCUUCCCCCAGAGAUAGAGGACCGGGUCAGGGAAUGCAGGCCGGACACCAGUUCCCAGGCGGUGGCCCUGGCAGAAGGCUUCCUCCUGAGCCAGGAAGAGGCCAAGAUGCCGGAAAAGCAGGGGCCAUCUGAGGGAGAUUUACCCAAAGCAGAGAAGGCGCCAUCCGAUCUGAGGCAGAGGCCGCUCUUCUGUGGGACCAAAUGGGGGAGUGACGGAGGUGGCAUCUCCAUGGGACUUAGGAGCCUCACCAGGGGCCUUAAGAAAGGACUUUGCAGUGAGGCAAGAAGAUCUUUUGGCAUUCUUGGCUCCGGAGCCAAGAUGGGAAUGCUGAACGCAGCCAGGCCUGAAGCAGAAAAAGGCCCUGAAGCCAUUCAGUCUGGAAGCAGAGGGGAAUUCUUGGAGGGACCUGUGCGAAAAAUCCUGGCUGAAGAUGCCACCAGGGCAGGUACAGCGUGCCAGCGCUUCAGGCACUUCUGCUACCAGGAGGCCGAGGGGCCCCGGGAGAUCUGCAGCCAACUCCGACAUCUUUGUCUCCAGUGGCUGAAGCCGGAAAGGCACACCAAGAAGGAGAUCCUGGACUUGCUCAUCCUGGAGCGGCUCCUGGCCAUCCUGCCCCCGGAGAUGGAGGGCUGGGUCAGGGAAUGUGGACCGGAGACCAGUUCCCAGGCAGUGGCCCUGGCAGAAGGCUUCCUCCUGAGCCAGGUGGAGACCAGGAAGCAGGAAGAGCAGGGUCCGUCAGAAGGGUCUGCUGAUUUCCUCAAGUCAGAAAAAGCACCCUCCGAUCCAAGGCAGGGGCCUCUCCUCUGCGGAUCCGCCCAAGAAAGUGAUGGAGGUGCCGCCUCGCUGGGGCAAGAGUGCAAGAGGAGGGGAGAAGAGCAGAAAAGUGAAACUGAAGCAAUAUCAAAGCAGAGGAAAAAAACCAUGGCUUCUGAAGGUGCCAGUUUUCAUGAAACUCCCGUCCAAGAAGAAAGCAAAAGGGCUUUCACUCAGCGUGCCAAAAUCUUAACUGGGAAAUCAAGCCUUAACUCCCACAAGAUAAUUCAAAAUGAAGAAAAUGUGGUGAAAAGGUCGGAGUGUCAGAAAAGCUACAGUAAUAAAACAAUUCUUACUUACCAUCAAAGCACCCACACUGGGGAAAACCUGUAUAUAUGCUCCGAAUGUGGAAAGAGCUUUAAUGACCAUUCAGGUCUUACUUGUCAUCAAAAAAGUCACACAAGGGAGAACCUGUAUAUAUGCUCAGAAUGUGGAAAGAGCUUUAGUGACCAUUCAAGUCUUACUUGUCAUCAAAAAACUCACGCAGGGGAGAACCUGUAUAUAUGCUCAGAAUGUGGAAAGAGCUUUAGUGACCAUUCAAGCUUUAUUUGGCAUCAAAGAACUCACACUGGGGGGAAACCAUAUACUACUUCAAAGUGUGCAAAGAGCUUCAGUAACAGAACAAGUCUUAAUUCCCAUCAAAGAAUCCAGACAGGGGAGAACCUGUAUAAAUGCUCAGAAUGUGGAAAGAGUUUCAGUAGGAGCUCAGGCCUUACCUGCCAUCAAAGAAUCCACACAGGGGAGAAACCAUAUGAAUGCUCAGAGUGCGGAAAGAACUUCAGAAAGAGCUCUCAACUUACUGCCCAUCAAAGAAUCCACACAGGAGAGAAACGAUAUAAAUGUUUAGAGUGUGGCAUGAGUUUCAUUCACAAAUGCCAACUCACUACCCAUCAGGGCACCCACACAGGGGAGAAACCGUUUAAGUGCUCAGAGUGUGGACAGGGCUUUAGUAUCCGUUCAAGCCUUACUUGUCAUCAAAGAAUCCACACAGGGGAAAAGCCAUAUAAAUGCUUAGAAUGUAGAAAGAGCUUCAGGAGGAAGCAGACCCUUGUUUCUCAUCAGAGAACCCACACAGGGGAGAAACCAUAUAAGUGCUCUGACUGUGGAAAGACCUUCAGCCAGAAGGGCAACCUUGCAACCCAUCAAAGAAUCCACGUGGGGAGAAACCAUAUAAAUGCUUAGAAUGCAGAAUUAGUUUCAGUCAUAAGGGCCACCUUAUUACCCAUGAAAGAGGAGAGAAACCAUAAAGACGCUCAUAGUUUGGAGAGAACUCUAGUUAAAAAUAUACUCAAACUAUCCAUCAAAUGAGACACGUGGGUAUAAAAAAUACCUGUGGCUCCUGUUCUGUGCAAUGGGCUCCUUGAAGAGGUGAGAGGAUCCCCUCCUUGGAGAUAUUCAGGAGGCACCGCAAGGCCUGUUCACCAGGGCUUUUCGAGGGGAUUUGAAAGGCAGGUUCAGUCCCUGGCAUCUCCAGUUAAAAGGAUCUGGCAGUACAUGAUGUGAAAGACCUUCGUCUGAGACCCUAGAGAGCCACUGCUAGUCUAAGUAGACAAUACUGACCUUGAUAGACCGAUGGGAUUAUUCAAUGUAAGGUGUAUCAAUGUAAACAGGAGAGCAUAUUCAUUAUUCUAAUCAUAUGUAUGCAUGCUAAUUUAUGUAUUCUCAUAGCGUUUCAUAACUUCUGUAAGAUUUAGAAGCUGGUCAGAGCCCCGUGGCACAGAGUGGUAAGCUGCAGCACUGCAGCCCAAGCUCUUCUCACAACCUGAGUUCGAUCCUGGCAGAACCCGGGUUCAGGCAGCCGGCUCAAGGUUGACUCAGCCUUCCAUCCUUCCGAGGUCGAUGAGUCCCCAGUUUCCUGGAGGUAAAGUGUAGAUGACUGGGGGAGGCAAUGGCAAACCACCCCAUAACAAAAAGUCUGCCAAGAAAAUGUUGUGAUGUGACGUCCCCCCAUGGGUCAGUAAUGACUCAGUGCUUUUUACAGGAAAAAUACAGAGCUGCUUUUUGGCCUGACAGUUCACUAGUACAGCUGAAGGAACAGCGCAUUUAGUGUGGUUUUAAUUUUGAACUGGUGCUAAUUUUAGCCUUACAGCUUUGCUUUGAAAACUCAGAGUUGUCAAGAUAAAUCUCAGUUCACCGGUUGCUUCUCUUUAUAAUCACUUUGGGGACCAGUCGUUUUAUUUAAAGAACAAUCAUGUGUUAAAGUUUUAAACAUUUAUUUGUUUUUGGCUCUCCCUUAUCUGUAAAAUGUGUCAUGUAGGGGGCUAAUCAGGCUUUCUGCCGGUGGUUUCCAGUCAGAGAAGAUUUUAGGUGAGAUACUUCAAAACUUCAGGUAGCAUUCUGCCAGUCAGCUAAAACCUGAUUUGCCUCAAACUUCAUGUAUUUAGGUAAGUUUUAGAAAUGUUAGAUCUGAUUUUUAUUGCGUGCAUUUUUUUCUGUACUCGUAGGAUUAAUUAGCACCUGUAUAUACUUAUCCAGUUCUUGCCUAAUAAAAAGCGAUGCUUUAUUUUAAAUAAAAUAAUUCCCUCCAAGUUCUCUGUACUGCUGGCAAAAGAUCAGAUGCCAAAACCCCAAUAUUUCAUAGUCCUGUGAGGGAUACGUCUUUCUCAGAGAGCAAGAUGAGAUUCCAGUGACACCUUUAAGACCAACAAGAUUCCCAGGGUAGAAGCUUUCAAGAGUCAAAGCUCCCUUUAUCAGUACCUUUGAUUCUUUGCUACUUUGGAAAUCUUGUUGGCCUUAAAGGUGCUACUGUACUCGAAUCUUGCUCUUUUACUUACCGACAAGAAAGUCUCUCACAAAUUGUUUGUCUUAAACAGACCCAAUUGGAGAUUUUUUUGCAACUGUGUUAAGCUAAUGAGAAAACUCUCUAAGUGCUCUUCAAAUCUCUAGGAAUUUCCAACCUGAAGUUGACAUCUCUGUUUCUGAAUGUGUCAUCUUUACUUUCUAAUGAAAGUAAAAGCAAAUGAAAAAAAGCUGCAUUGUAGCAAGACUGUCUUUCUCCACAAUGGGGCCCAAACAAGCUUACAUCAUUCUACUUGCCUGCAAUUUUAUCCUCAUGACAACCCUGAGAGGUAAGCUAGGCUGAGUGUGUGUGAUUGGAUCAGUCACCCAGUGAGCUUCCACAGCAGACUGAUGAUUCACACCUGGGUCUCCCAGAACCUACUCUGAAACUCUAACCACUACAUUACAAGGGCUUUUGGUGAUGAUGGGCUGUUGUUGAACAGUAGCAUGCAGCAAGAUGUGGGUCAGUCAUGUGAGUUAUGUGGUAUCAAGUCACCCAGAGGUUGCUUCUGGGCCUAGCUCUGAUGAGUCCUCUUUUAAAGGCCAAAACAGCCCUGGAAAGGGCCCUGUCCUGCCUUCUGACAGAAACCAAGCCUGGAAUACUGGGUAAACUGUUAUGGUUUGGUGUAGUGGUUAAGAGCACGGGACUCUAAUCUGGAGAACCGGGUUUGAUUCCCCACUCCUCCACGAAGCCAGCUGGGUGACCUUGGGCGAGUCACAGUUCUAUGGAGCUCUCUCAGCCCCACCCACCUCACAGGGUGAUUGUUGUGGGGUAAUAAUAACACUUUGUAAACCGCUCUGAGUGGGCAUUAAGUUGUCCUGAAGGGUGGUAUAUAAAUCGAAUGUUAUGGUUGUCUAGCAACAGCCGCUGAGGAUAUCUGGUUAAAGCAACAAGUGUUCUUUUUGUCAUAUGGGUUUUUUUAAAUGCCCCCGUGUUUGUUUUUUUAGAUUUCAGAUUUUUCUGCAAACCAGGGGCAUUUUUCAGGUAUGUAGGAAGAUCUGCCUUGUCCAUUCAUGGCUCGUCUCCAGAUGUAUGUAUCCUCAGAUCAGGGCCACUUUAGCUAUUAGUAUAUAAGACUGUAUGGUAUGGUAUGAUAACUGUAUUUAGAACUGAAUUGUAAAGGGUUCAGUAAUAGGAACAUUGUGGCUGUUCUUAAAGAUAUUCCCAGGAAACAAGUGUAUGUAGUUAACGUCCAAUGUCCAGUGAUGUGUCUUCUAAUAUUAUAGGGACAACUCACUUGGCUGCACACAAAAUAAAUGCAGGGGAUGCCUCCCCAGUAGUCCCACUCCCUUACUGGGUCCUUGAUACACGGAAGCCCCCUCCCAUAGGACUUCCUGCCCUCCACCAGUUACUGUAAACGUGAGCAUGUUUCACUGCAACCACAGCAUCUGAAAUAAGGUUUCUGUGGGAAGAUUCAUCCAUACGGUGUUACUACUAACAUUUGGAUGUAAAGCCAUAAAUAGAGGAAUUGCAGGAAAAGCAACAGUGUAUAGUUCUGAUUAAAUUCACUUCUGCAUAAGAAUUAUUACAAGGCACAGCAGUUAGCGUGACAACACAUAGGUUGCAUCCUUAUUUCAAACAUUUUGGGGAAGUCUUAUGUUUGAUGAGAAGCACUGAAGAAGAUAUCAAAAUGGGUCAUACCUGGGAGCUCAUCCUCCUCAUAUUGUGGAAUUUGUGCCUGUACAUUUUCUAAACAUCGUGGAAUUGUGCUUAUUGCUAGGUUGUGUAGUAUAGAUAUUAUUGUUCUGUGUAACACACUGUCUUGUUACAUUCUUUUCCUGCGCAUGAACAAUUGUGCAUUCUGCCGUAGUUCUAUAUAAUGUUUGUUGCAGUAUAUAAUACACAUUUUUACGUUGAAAUUUGCGAGUAGUGUAUUUCAUGUGUAUGAGUGUUAGGCAUCUGUACAUGAACCAUUGUUUGCUUUUUUCUAUGUAGUUCAUUAGAGGUCUUAUCUGUUGGCUCCU